Molecule: messenger RNA, 2206 nt
Organism: Arabidopsis thaliana (thale cress)
Lineage: Eukaryota; Viridiplantae; Streptophyta; Magnoliopsida; Brassicales; Brassicaceae
Product: Cysteine/Histidine-rich C1 domain family protein
Exons: 1
Coding region: 16-2088 (690 amino acids)
Source: RefSeq, marked reviewed
AUUAUUCAUCGUUAUAUGCCCACUUUGAGAGAUCCGAUAGAAACAAAAAUAGAAAAGAAAAACAUCACAAAAGAGAUCUGUGGUUUGAUUUGGAUCACCAUGGAAAAAGUAGAGGUACCACCAAUUCAUAACCAUCCGCUGUUACCUUUUACUCGUUUUUCCUACAAGGCUUGUAAAGGGUGUGGGUAUGUUGGUUACAUAUAUGGAGGCUACCAUUGCAAUGAGUUGGGGUGUGAAUCUGUGUUUCAUAAAGAGUGUGCCGACCCGUUACCAGAAAUCAACCACUAUUCUCAUCCAGACCAUCCUCUAAAGCUCCUCAUAAAUGUCGAACCACUUGCUUCUUGUAGCCAGUGUCCAUCUUCGUUUGAAAAUGGUUAUCUUUGUUCGAUUUGUGACUUCAAGUUGGAUUUUCGUUGCGCGACGAGGUUGCCUUUGGAAUUUAUUCUUGAAGAAUCCACUGUCCACGAGCAUCCGAUUCAGCUCUCUGAUGGAACCCGUGACGGUUUUGUGCAACUUUGCAAAACAUGCAAAUGGGGAGUUUUCGAUGCUGUUCAUUACAAAUGUAAUAAAUGCGAUUUACGCUUUCAUGUGGAGUGUACCAAACUUUUUCCACAAGCUAGCCACGUUUUACACCCCCAACACCCACUCAAGCUCCUUAGAUGUGAAGAAGCACCCGAUUACGCCGACAACAAGUGUCUUCUUUGCGGGAAUAAGUUUGACGGACGAAUUCACCACUGUGAUGUUUGUAACUUUACCAUAUGUGGCGGCUGUAUGGAAAACCCACCGCCGCUUAGUGUUGUAAGCCCGACCACCCAUGAGCAUCAACUUUAUCUUCUUUCAAAACCUCUCGGUUUCACUUGCAAUGCUUGCGGGACUCAAGCUGAUCAAAGCCCUUAUUUCUGUCUUCAAUGCAACUUCAUGAUUCAUUGGGAGUGUAUCGAUUUGCCCCGCGUCAUAAACAUCAACCGCCACGAUCAUCGCAUCUCCUACACUCGUCGUCUUGGACAUGGGCAAAAUACAUGCGGGGUUUGUCGUAAAAAGGUUGAUGGCUUCUACGGGGGUUAUUCUUGCUCAAAAUGUUCUAACUAUGUUGUUCACUCGAGAUGCGCAACGGACGAGGAUGUAUGGGACAUGAUAGAGCUAGAAGGGACACCCGAAGAGCCAGAGGAAGAUGCGCCAUUCGAGGUGAUUGAUGAUAACACGAUCAAACAUUUUAGCCAUGAUCAUAACUUAGUAAUCAACAAGGAUGGGAGGAUUCUCCAUGAAAGCACACUAUGUAAAGCAUGUGUCUUCCAGAUCUGUUCAGAUGCGUUCUACAGUUGCGAGAAUUGUGACUUCAUUCUCCACCAAAAAUGUGCUAACCUGCCUCGGAAGAAACGGCAUGUUUGCGACAACCUACCAUUUACCCUAGUCACAAAUGAUACUUCAGACGAAACUUCAUGUGAUCUUUGUUGGCAAAGUUUCACCGGUUUCAGGUACGAGUGUCUUACUCGUAUGGUUACUCUAGAUGUACGAUGUGGUUCAAUUCGAGAACCAUUGGUGCACCAAAGCCAUCAACAUCCCUUAUACUUUUCGAAACGUAGUUCUAAGUCUUGUACGGAAUGUGGCAAAAACAUGGAUCUAGAUAUAGGAAGCUUUAGCUGUGAUGAGUGUGACUAUAGUUUGGACUUCAAGUGUGCUCUUUUACCGCAGAAAGUAAAGUGGCAUAGAUACGACGAUCAUCCUCUUUACUUGUCGUGUGGUGAAAGUAGUGUGGAUGGAGAAUACUGGUGUGAAGCAUGUGAAACAAAAGUGAAUUCGAAGAAAUGGUUCUAUACAUGCAAUGAUUGUGGUGUCAUAUUGCAUAUUUCAUGCGUUGUGGGAGACUUCUCAUAUUAUAUGCCAGGUUCCAAAAUAGGAUGGGAGGAAGACUUGGUGGUAUCCAACACCUCUAUGUGUAGACCAUUUUGCUAUGUGUGUAACUCUCAAUGCAAGCUUCCUUCCAUUGUUAAGGUCGUUUCCAAAGCCGAUGUUGUUUUAUACAUUUGUUCUUUAAACUGUUAUUAUAAUUUCAACCGCUCUAAUAACUACUCUAGUAGUGAUUGGUAAGGCAUGUUUUAAUGAAGAAAAACUUUGUACCAUUUAAUUCCAAAAGUAUGUUUUACAAUAGUUUUUUUUUAACCUCAAGCUUAUGCGCUUUUUCCACAAUUAUCAAUCUUUUGAAUCC